CCCAGAUCUCCAAUCCUCCGUUGAUAAGCUCCAGACCUUGAUCAUGGGAAGGAAGGCUUGUAUUGAACAGAAAAAUUUACCUUCAUGGUUUACUGUUACAGAGUAUAGACGGGGUACAGGAACUAUUUACAAGACAUAUUUUGAUACAUACAAUAAUCAGAUGUACCGAUCAAUAGAGGGAGUGGCAAGGGCUUUUGGACUUGGUGACAAGGACGAACCUGCUUUUCCGAAGCCUCUGAAUAUCAGGAAGGAAGACGGCUCAUGUGGAUCAUUACCUAUGAGGCCUUACACAAAAAUCCCUGCAAUCCCUGAGUAUGUUGGAAAGGACACUGCUAGUGAUUCACUCAAUUUGGAACAAGAAGAACUUAAAAAGUUUCCGUCAAAAGGAAAAGAACUUAAAGAGACUGGGGAUGUUGCAAGCACCAUGAAAGGAGAAGAAGAAAACGACAACGAUGAAGUUGGAUAUGCUGCAAGCAACUUGGAAAAUGAAGAAGAAAUGGCUAAGAAGAUCAAUGCUCCUUCUGCAGAUGCAGCAAGCAUGCAGGAUGAAGAUGUUGCUGGAGAAGUGAAGAAUCAGGACCAUGCUUAGAUUCAAGAUCAAGGCUUGACAUAUAUAUGGCAUAUGCCUCCUUCAAAUAAGAUCUAUGUCAUCAAAUUAUCACACAGUACAAUUACUGUGUUUGCGUUUCACAAUAAAGUAUGCACAGUGGUGUGCCACUUUUUACAUUGUUUUAUUGUCAAGGACAAUUGUUCAAG
Molecule: messenger RNA, 756 nt
Organism: Triticum dicoccoides
Lineage: Eukaryota; Viridiplantae; Streptophyta; Magnoliopsida; Poales; Poaceae
Exons: 8
Coding region: 44-589 (181 amino acids)
Source: RefSeq, a predicted model, not a curated record